Molecule: messenger RNA, 1425 nt
Organism: Cynoglossus semilaevis (tongue sole)
Lineage: Eukaryota; Metazoa; Chordata; Actinopteri; Pleuronectiformes; Cynoglossidae
Gene: rpl3
Product: ribosomal protein L3
Exons: 9
Coding region: 59-1357 (432 amino acids)
Biological process (GO): translation
Cellular component (GO): ribosome; cytosolic large ribosomal subunit
Molecular function (GO): structural constituent of ribosome; RNA binding
Source: RefSeq, a predicted model, not a curated record
GUAGCCGUGUUUAUUGCACGUUAUUGUGUGGUGACGUCGUUGUUGAGGGUGGAGUCGCAUGUGGGUAAUCUCGCGUUGUUUCUUGAUAUAUAUAAGCACCGUUUGCUCUUCGUUGGGUCUCUUUGAAACUCGGACUGGAGACAAGAUGUCUCACCGUAAGUUUUCGGCUCCACGCCACGGAUCCCUCGGGUUUCUGCCCCGCAAGAGGAGUCGUCGUCACCGCGGAAAGGCGAAGAGUUUCCCUAAGGAUGACUCAAGCAAACCCGUGCACCUGACCGCAUUCCUUGGUUACAAGGCAGGAAUGACCCACAUCGUGCGUGAGGUCGACAGACCUGGGUCAAAGGUGAACAAGAAAGAGGUAGUCGAAGCUGUAACCAUUGUGGAGACUCCUCCCAUGAUCGUAGUUGGAGUUGUGGGAUACAUCAACACUCCCCGUGGCCUGCGCUCUUUCAAGACCAUCUUUGCCGAGCACAUCAGUGAUGAAUGCAAGCGUCGCUUCUACAAAAACUGGUACAAGUCCAAGAAGAAGGCUUUCACCAAGUACUGCAAGAAAUGGCAGGAUGAUGAUGGAAAGAAGCAGCUUGAGAAAGACUUUGCUGCAAUGAAGAAGUACUGCCAGAUCAUCCGCAUCAUUGCCCACACGCAGAUGCGUCUCCUUCCCCUGAGUCAGAAGAGGGCUCACCUGAUGGAGGUGCAGUUGAAUGGUGGCACCAUUUCUGACAAGGUGGACUGGGCUCGUGAGAAGCUGGAGCAGGCUGUUCCUAUCAAUACCGUCUUCUCUCAGGACGAGAUGAUUGAUGUGAUUGGUGUCACAAAGGGUCAUGGAUACAAGGGCGUCACCAGCCGUUGGCACACCAAGAAACUCCCUCGUAAGACCCAUCGUGGUCUGCGUAAGGUUGCCUGCAUUGGUGCCUGGCAUCCAGCUCGCGUUGCCUUCUCAGUGGCCCGUUCUGGUCAGAAGGGCUACCACCACCGCACAGAAAUCAACAAAAAGAUCUACAAGAUUGGCCAGGGUUACCACACAAAGGAUGGAAAGCUGAUGAAAAACAAUGCUUCCACUGAAUAUGAUUUGUCCAACAAGAGCAUCAACCCUCUGGGUGGAUUUGUCCAUUAUGGAACGGUGACCAAUGACUUUGUUAUGGUGAAAGGCUGUGUUGUGGGAACUAAGAAGAGGGUGCUGACUUUGCGCAAGUCUCUGUUGGUGCAGACCAGCCGCCGUGCUCUGGAGAAGAUUGACCUGAAGUUUAUCGACACCACAUCCAAGUUUGGCCAUGGCCGCUUCCAAACUGCGGAAGAGAAGAAGGCUUUCAUGGGUCCUCUCAAGAAAGACCGCAUUACCAAGGAGGAGACUGCAUAAAGUCUGUGUCAGCAAAAGAAUUUUGUGCAUUGACUUUUGUACUAAAUAAAAAAAUGCCGAAAUACCAA